This is a messenger RNA of Xenopus laevis (African clawed frog), 939 nucleotides long. It is a transcript of the gene or16o1.L, whose product is annotated as olfactory receptor 11L1. Lineage: Eukaryota; Metazoa; Chordata; Amphibia; Anura; Pipidae. The transcript has a single exon. The record is from RefSeq and is a predicted model, not a curated record. The coding region runs from base 16 to 939 and encodes 307 amino acids.
CUAACUACUCUGACAAUGUGUAAAGCCAAUGAGACUGAAGUAACCAAUAUUGUAUUGCUGGGUUUCAAUGAUUUAAACAAGUCUAAAACUCCACUUUUCAUAUUUUUUUUGUUACUCUAUAGUGUGAUACUUUGUGGCAAUGUACUAAUUAUAUGUUUGGUGUCAUGUAAUGAACAUCUCCAGGUCCCCAUGUUCUUCUUUCUGAAACAUUUAGGGUUAGCAGAUAUUCUCCUUACUAGUAACAUUGUUCCCAUGAUGUUACACAUCAUACUCAAUGAUGAAAUGAUUGCAGCUUUAGUUGGGUGCAUAUGCCAGCUUUAUAUUUAUGGUCUUUCUACUGUGCAAUGUUUCCUACUUGCACUAAUGUCCUAUGAUAGAUACCUUGCCAUCUGUUACCCACUUCAUUAUAUUUCAAUCAUGAGCCUUGAUGUCUGUCUCCUGUUUGUUGUGUUGUGUUGGUUAUUAGUGUUUGUUUUAAUAACCAGUGAAAUUGUUUUGGUGUACCGAUUGGAUUUCUGUGGCUUUAACCAAAUUGACCACUUUUUCUGUGAUUUUGGCCCACUUGUAGCACUUUCUACUUCAGACACAUCUGUUUUAACAGUGGUGGAUUUUAUAUAUUCCGUUUUAAUAAUUUCUGUACCAUUUAUUUUCAUCAUUGGGACCUAUGUCUGUAUCUUCAUAACCAUCUUCAAGAUGAAUUCCAAGACUGGAAGAAAGAAGACGUUCUCCACCUGCAGCUCACACCUAACUGUUGUGUGCACAUAUUAUGGGACUCAGAUUAUAGUUUAUAUGGGUCCAGCUGGGGAAAAUUCCACUAACAUGAGAAAGUUUCUCUCUCUUAUGUAUGUUGUUAUUGCUCCAUUUAUGAAUCCCAUCAUUUACAGCUUGAGGAAUAAGGAGAUAAGAGAAACUUUGAGGAAAUAUAUUAAGAUGGUGUAA